CGCCACGAACCGGUACAGUUUGGACAAGUGCUCCAACGGGCAUCAAACGUUUUGCGACAACCAGUGACAACCGAAGCGAAAAUGCGCGCGUUCGUGUGCAUGCUGUUGGCGGCCAUGGCCGUGGCAGUGAGCGGCCAGUUCGAUACGCACCAGUGGGGCGAUCGCAGCGGCAUCGUGCAUCUGUUCGAGUGGAAGUGGAACGACAUUGCGGCGGAGUGCGAGAACUUCCUCGCGCCGAACGGGUACGCCGGCGUGCAGGUGUCCCCGCCGACCGAGAAUGCGGUCGUGUGGAGCCCGCGCCGCCCGUGGUGGGAGCGCUACCAGCCGAUCUCGUACAACCUGAACACCCGCUCGGGUAGCGAGACCGAGUUCGCGAACAUGGUGCGCCGCUGUAACGCGGUCGGCGUGCGCAUCUACGUCGAUCUGGUCAUCAACCACAUGGCGGCGAUCAGCACGAACGGCGGUACGGGCGGUUCGUCGGCCAACGCCGGCGCCAUGCAGUUCCCGGCGGUGCCGUACGGUCCGAACGACUUCAACCCGGUGUGCACGAUCACCAACUACAACGAUCCGAUCAUGGUGCGCAACUGCCAGCUGGUCGGACUGCCCGACCUGAACCAGGGUAACAGCUGGGUGCGCGACAAGAUCGUCGAGCUGAUGAACAAGAUGAUCAACUACGGUGUCGCUGGGUUCCGUGUCGACGCGGUCAAGCACAUGUGGCCCGGCGAUCUGCAGGCCAUCUACAGCCGCAUGGCCAACCUGCCGACGUCGCACGGCUUCCCGCCGAACGCACGGCCCUUCAUCACGCAGGAGGUGAUCGAUCUGGGCGGCGAGGCGAUCAGCAAGAACGAGUACACGCACCUCGGCACGGUGACGGAGUUCCGCUUUUCGGCCGAGAUUGGCAAGGCUUUCUACGGGCGCAAUCAGCUGCGCUGGCUCGCGAACUGGGGCCCCGAGUGGGGCUUCCUGCCCUCGCAUCUGGCCCUCGUGUUCGUUGACAACCACGACAACCAGCGCGGCCACGGUGCGGGCGGUUCCGACGUGCUCACGCACAAGGUCCCGAAGAACUACAAGAUGGCGAACGCGUUCAUGCUGGCCCAUCCGUUCGGUAUUCCGCGCAUCAUGAGCUCGUUCUUCUUCAACGAUGGUGACCAGGGACCGCCGUCCGACGGCGACGGCAACCUGAGCUCGCCGACCUUCAACGCGGACGGCUCGUGCGGCGGUGGCUGGGCUUGCGAGCACCGGUGGCGCCAGAUCUACAACAUGGUCGGGUUCCGCAAUGCCGUCGCCGGCACCUCGCUGAACGACUGGUGGGACAACGGUGGCAACCAGAUUGCGUUCUGCCGCGGCGGCCGCGGCUUCGUCGCCUUCAACCUGGAGGGCUACGAUCUGAACCAGAGCCUGCAGACGUGCCUGCCGGCCGGCACGUACUGCGAUGUGAUUUCGGGCAGCAAGUCGGGCAGCAGCUGCACCGGCGCUAGCGUCACCGUUGGUGGUGACGGUCGCGCUAACAUCUUCAUCUCCGCCAACGCGGACGACGGUGUGCUGGCCAUCCACGCGAACUCCCGACUGUAAACAUCGACACCUUCGUGAUGCGUACGCGAGACGCACUCCACUAAGCAUCCUUUUUGAAAAGUGUACAAAUUUUGAAAUAAAAUCUAAUGCAAUAAAAAAAA
Anopheles merus is the source of this 1673-nucleotide messenger RNA. RefSeq names its product alpha-amylase A-like. The record is from RefSeq and is a predicted model, not a curated record. Gene Ontology annotation, molecular function: alpha-amylase activity; cation binding. The coding region runs from base 82 to 1572 and encodes 496 amino acids. Lineage: Eukaryota; Metazoa; Arthropoda; Insecta; Diptera; Culicidae. Gene Ontology annotation, biological process: carbohydrate metabolic process. The transcript is spliced from 2 exons.